This is a messenger RNA of Diaporthe citri, 1632 nucleotides long. RefSeq lists its product as uncharacterized. The record is from RefSeq and is a predicted model, not a curated record. The coding region runs from base 1 to 1632 and encodes 543 amino acids. The transcript is spliced from 3 exons. Lineage: Eukaryota; Fungi; Ascomycota; Sordariomycetes; Diaporthales; Diaporthaceae. Gene Ontology annotation, molecular function: monooxygenase activity; oxidoreductase activity, acting on paired donors, with incorporation or reduction of molecular oxygen; iron ion binding.
AUGGUAUAUAUUGGCUGGACUUUGCUAUGUCUCGAGGUCAACGUUCGGAAAGCUCGCGCGUUGGGCGUUCCUGUUGUCCGCACCCCGUUCGACGUCAACGGCCACCUGUGGGUAGUCGUCCAGCCCCUGGCCUGGAAAUUUCUAGCUUGCUUCCCAUUUCCAUGGAGCUCGUAUCCGGACAUCAUUCGUUUCUCUCACCGAAACUGGAACUUCCUGGAGAAGAGUAGCCCUACUGCGCGCUUUGGGCCUGUGUGGGCGCUCGUGUCCCCCGGGGGCGUGCAUCUGUAUUUUGCAGAUCCAGCCGCCAUAGAGGACAUUUUCAAUCGGUGGAGAGAGUUUGUUCGUCCAGCCCACAAGUACAAAGUACUGGCCAUCUACGGACCAUCACUAUUCAAUGCCCCAAUUGAAGAGUGGCCUCGUCAUCGCAAAGCUGUGGCAGCACCAUUUAACGAGUCCAUAAUGAGUUCGGCAUGGCACGACACGAUACGUCAGACUAGGUCUAUGGCGAACUAUUGGUCUUCCCAUUCCACAGCCGGAAUACCAGAUUUGCAGCGAGAUACCCGGACUGUCACUCUCAACGUUCUCGCAUCAACUGUGUUUGCAGAGUCUGCCGACUUCGUAGGGUCCGUGGACCUUGCGAAAAAGAUCUUGUCGCCUGGGGAAAGUUUUCGCGAUGCACUACUUCUUGUUCACCAUUACAUUAUACAUUUGAUGGUGAUCCCAUAUCAAUAUCUCAUCAUGCCGUUCGUUCCCAAGGCACUAUUCAAAAUUGGAUAUGCGGCUCACUGCCUCAAGAAGUCCAUGGAAAAGGUUAUUAAAGAAGAAAGGGCCGCUCUCAAACAUGGGAAAUCAGGGUCCGGCGGACUAAUAACAUCGCUUGUCCGCGCGGUUGACCACAAGUCUGAUAGAGGCACCCUGUCACUUGAGGAGACUCUCGGCAACAUCUUCAUGAUCAACUUUGCGGGGCUCGAUACCACUGCCAACGUGCUGGCCUUCAUGAUAAUGCGCCUGGCCGGCGAGCCUGAUAUUCAAGAUUGGCUUCAUGAAGAGAUUCUCAGUGUCACUCAAGGCCGUCCGGUUCAAGAUUGCGAUUACAGCUUGUUUCCCCGUUUCAAACGCUGCUACGCUGUGUUUCUUGAGACGCUGCGGUUAUACGCGCCUGUUACUGGACUGCCAAAGAUGACGUCCAGCGGGAUGCACACUAUUCAAGUUGGGGAGCGAUUGAUCACAAUUCCCUCGGGAGUUGACGUAUUCCCCAUGUUACUUGGCGUUCAAACUGACCCAAAGUAUUGGCCUGAUCCGUUCCAGUGGAAGCCGUCCCGCUGGAUACUGCGCCCUGACGCUUCCACUGGAGUCGACGGCGAGGAGUUAUUCGUUCCACGGAAAGGAACAUUUUUCCCUUGGUCUGAGGGUGCCCAAAAUUGCCUAGGGAAAAAGGUGUCUCAAGUUGAGGCUGUUGCUGUGCUGGUCUCUUUGCUCGUCGCUCACCGCAUGCGUGUGAAGACCAGACCAGACGAAUCAAGCGAUCAAGUUCGAAAGAGAGUCGAAGACUGUUGCAAUGAUAACAACUUCAGUGUAUUGCUAGAGAUGAACGAUCCAGCGAAGGUCGAGCUCAAUUGUGUUGGGAUAUAA